GACAGUGUUCAGGCUUUCUACAGGACGCCAGAGAAUCUCCAGGAGCAGAGAAGGAAGGAAUCCUGACCAAUAUCUGGUUACCAACAGCUUCUCAAAGCUGCACUUGGCUGUCAAGGAUCAACUGAACAUCCAGAAAAACAGCUAUGGCUGGCAUUGACAAGAACGAAUCCAUUAGAAAGGCUCUUACUCAAAUGAAGGCUUCUUUAGCACAAAGAAAUCUCCAAGAUAUAAUAGCCAAUCCUGAUAAAGAGUUAAAAUUACUAAAGAACACAAGACUUGAUAUUGCUUUCACAGGGGUUUCAGGGGCUGGUAAAUCAUCCCUGGUGAACGCCUUUCGCAAUAUCUCAGAUUAUGACAAAGAUGCCGCUAAAAUUGGGGUGAAACAGACUACUAUGGAUGCAGAAAGUUAUCCCCAUCCUCAAUUCCCUGAACUGACACUAUGGGAUCUACCUGGAAUUGGGACACGUGAAUUUCAUCCAAAGAAAUACCUAGAGAAGGUAAAUUUCAGCAGGUAUGACUUCUUCAUCAUUGUGGCCGCAGAACGCUUCACUGUGAAUGAUGCCAUGCUGGCCUCAGAAAUUCAAAAGAUGGGCAAGCGGUUUUACUUUGUUAGAACCAAAAUGGAUCAGGCUAUGGAUGCUGAAAGAAGGAAGCCCGACUUCAGUGAGGAACAGACCCUGGGUGGGAUAAGAGAAUACUGCGUUUCCAAUUUGAUAAAAGAAGGAGCAGUCAAUCCAAGGGUUUUUCUAAUAUCUAGUUGGCAUUUGAAUAUGUAUGAUUUCCCUCUCCUGCAGAGGACCCUAGCAAAUGACCUGAAUGAUCUCAAGAGACCUCUCCUAAUUUUGGCUAUGCCAGCUUUCUCAAAAGCCCACCUGCAACAGAAAAAGGCUGCUAUGGAGGCGGUUAUCUGGAAAAAAGCCCUGUUGUCUUGUAUCGUUGGGGUGAUCCCUUUGCCAGGUCUCUCUCUAGCUUUUGACAUUGGCCUCUUGGUGACAACUCUGAAAAAUUUCUGCAAGGCUUUUCACUUGGAUGAAGAUUCCCUCCGUAACCUAGCAAACCGGGUUGGCAAACCUAUUGAUGUGCUGAGAUCUGCUGUCAAAAAGACUCCGUUGGCCAACCAGAUCAACCCAGAAUAUGUGCAGUCUCUCACCACCAACUCCAUGUUGGUUGUCACUGCAAUGGUGCUGGAAGAGCUUGCGGACUUCGUACCUGUCAUUGGCUCUCUGGUUGGUGGAGUUAAUUCUUUUGCCACCACAUUUUACAUGCUGAAGUGCUUCCUGGAAGAUGCAAUGGAAGAUGCUGAGAAUGUUCUGAGAAUAGUUGUCGAGUAAAGAUCCUGCUGAAAAGAUUCUGCAAUCAAUUUUCGCUCAUGUUGCUAGCAAAGAAACGCCACACUUUUUAGAGUAAAUGAUGUUUUUCACCCCCCCCCCCUUGGAAAGGCCACUCUGCCCUUGCGAGGAUCUUGAGCAGGGAGGCCAGAUCUCACCUGACCGAGAGAGCCCUCUUGUACUUUUAAAGGAAGUGAAGUCUCCUCAGGGUCACUUUGGCGCUUCCUGUACAAACCUCUUAAAAAAAAUUUUUUAGACAGGGAAUACAUCAUUCCCUCUGUGGUUUUCUGCCCUGUUCUUACCUCAUCUGGUUCCCAAAAUGUUUGAUUUGCAGCCUCAGAACUUUAAAAAUAAAUUCUCUUUUACAAUGAUUAGUUGAAACAUUUUCAAAACAGCUCCAUUUGCCUCUUUGAGGCAAUUCUCAUGCCUCUAUGAAGUCCCCGGACUUCCCCUUUUUCUCCCCUUCAGCACCCCCCUCAUCUAUUUUUGGAGCAUUGGAGCAAAAUUUGUUCAGUUUUGGGAGGCUGAUUUUCAAAGGAGGAAGUGUAGAAGGUGCAGAGAAUCGCAGCGCCCUGCUGUGAAGCACUUUAAAUAGCCAUUCCGCAAUGAACUAAAAAAAGAGAGGGAAAAAUCACAAAAUGGGGGCUAGGAAUCUUUUUGAGGGGGUGUGUGCAGACAUAAAUUAUGGUAAGGGAGGGCCCGCUUGAAAACGGUUAAGUAACAUUUUCAGGGAUUUGUGCAGAAAGAACCUUUCUUGUAGUAUUGCAGGGUUUGUAAAAACAUACAACCAUUAAAGCUACUGGAGUCCUCUUGAAAACUGGGUUGGGGUGCAGAUAUAGUUUGGGGGCAGAAGUGGAACACACCACAGGAAUUUAAGCUUUGGAAUUCUGUUUUGCUGUUUUUAGAAUGUUCUUUUCAAAGCUCGCUGACAAUAUUAGAAUCUGAAGUUGUGUUUAUCCAUUGCUAAGGCUACUUUUUUUGGCUUCUAUUCUGAAACUGAAUUGUUAACAGUGACUGCGAUGUUCAGGAAAUUCUGUAGGUUCCUCCCCGGUUUUUUGUUGCACCAGAAAUGACUAUUCUGGAUUAGACUGUGACUGAGCAUUUCCCUUACUGAGGCGUUCUGCUUUACCAACACCGGUAUUAGAGGGCAAGUACAGACACGUUCCAAGAUCAGAGAGGUUAUGCUGUUGUGAACUAAAACGAGUGGAACCAAUGGAACGUGUCUUCCUCCACUGUCCAUCCUAUGAAGCUGCUCGAUUCAAGCUCAUCUGCCCAUUAUCAGAAUCUUCCUACAGAGGCAGCGUGGAGCUGUGCUGUUGGAUUUGCCCUCCCUGGGGCACUUACCCUGGUGGAAGGGCAAAUCCUUCAGCAUUCUGG
Molecule: messenger RNA, 2705 nt
Organism: Sphaerodactylus townsendi
Lineage: Eukaryota; Metazoa; Chordata; Lepidosauria; Squamata; Sphaerodactylidae
Product: interferon-inducible GTPase 5-like
Exons: 2
Coding region: 144-1331 (395 amino acids)
Cellular component (GO): membrane
Molecular function (GO): GTPase activity; GTP binding
Source: RefSeq, a predicted model, not a curated record